GCAGAAGGAGAUCUACGACGAAAGCCCACAGUAUGGAUCGACGACUAGGCAACGGCAGACCGGCAGGCACAACCUCCGGAGCGAGCAAUCGCCAACACAGUGCGGGUUCUGUGGCGAAGCGGCCGUACGACCCGAGGUUGUAUGCAGGCCUGCCUUCUCACGAGAUUCCUCUGCCGCUGUCGGAUGACGAGGGGGGAGACGCAAGGUCGUCGACUUUGCCGUUGGGAAGUGGGUCUACGCAGGAAUGGGCGGCGACGGAGUCGUGCAGAGGCGGGCGGGUGGAGACCCCGUGGACUUACACGUCGCUGCUCAACGAGGGGKUGUGCGACGACGACGACAAUGCAGCGGUUGAUCUGAGCUUCCAGUUGUCCAGCAGCAGCGGAGCAGCGGCAACGCACACUCGGAUCAUCAAUCCCCACCCGGGUGUGGAUUGCGCGGACAACACGCAUGGCGGUGUGUGCGGGCCGCGAGACGGUGGUCUCCCUCAAUCGCUUCGUGAAGGUGGCGGUAAACGGAACGAGUCCACGUCGUCCAUCGGCGGAGGAGUCGGUGCGCGUGAACGUCCAGAGUGGAUGCGGUUGUCACCUUCGUUGCGGAGCGGAUCCGGCGCUCCUUGUGCACGGCAGUGGCCAGAGGUCUUGCAUCAGGAAGGUGCGGACGUACAGCGCGACGGCAGGCAGCUGUGUGUAGAGUGCAGGCAGGCCUUGCAUCAACGUGGAACGGAGACAAUCACAAGAGGGGUGCAACGGCUCCACGUGGACGAAGGGGACGAAGCUGCUGCUGGGGAGGCCCGGGGGUGUGACGACGUUGACUGUGAUGACGAUUGCAACUCCGACGAUUUGCCAGACAUAAGGCCGCUGGGGAGGAAAGCGACGAAGGGCGGAGCGACUGCGAGGCAGGUUCCCGCUGCAAAGAGUCGACGGAAUAAGAAAAUGGAUGACGACACGGGCCGGAGUGAUGGCGAGGGCGGCCGGAAUUUCUGGUCGGUGGGAGACACGAUCGCACUCGUCAGGGCAAGAAGGGACCAAGAUCUGUAUAUCGCCGGCAUGGGCACUAGUUUCGCCCGCAUGAAAACGAGGGAGUGGAAGUGGGAGGACGUGCGGGCGAGGUUGCAGUCGAUGGGCGUGACGAGGGAUGCCGUCGACUGCGGGAAGAAAUGGGACAACUUGAUGCAGCAAUUCAAGAAGGUCCACAAGUUCCAGAACCUCUCCGACGGGAAAGACUACUUCAAGCUUGCAUCGAAGGAGAGGCGGUCGGAGGGCUUCAGCUUCGUCAUGGACUGGAGCAUGCCGGCAGCCGCUGGGGCUGCAGGUGACACCAUGGGCAGUGAGGGUGGAGGGGACGCAGCCGAUGAGGAGCAGGGGUCGACGAGAGACUCCACAUUCAGCGCGGGGAGCGGUGGCGGCUAUGGGAAGAGGAAGAACAUGCGGCAACAAACCUUUGAGGCCGUCGCCGACGUCAUGGAAAAGCAUGGUGCGCUUAUGGCGAACACAAUGGACAGCGCGAGCAAGCGGCAAUGCUCGAUGAUGUCACGUCAGUGCGAAAUCCUGGAGAGCGAAGUGGAAGUGCAGAGGAAACAUUAUGCUGCGGCGAACGAGGCGAACAGAAUGAUGUGCCAAGCCCUUAUGGAGAUAGCGAGGAAUCGUCGUCGGGGCCCGUCCGUUUGCUCCACGCUUUCGGUGCAUCGACCCGUCGUCCACCAUAAAGGUCUUCCGCUUGCGCCGUCUCCUGCAUUAAAGGUCUGCACACACGGUGCACAGCGACGACAUCCAGGCAGGACGCCAUCUUCCUUCUCUCCUCGUCGUCGCAGCACAAAGGGACCACGAAGUCGCUCGUUUCUUCGCAGUCGUCGUCGGCUUGGUUGUCUUCGGCGUCGUCGUUUCUUCGCUGUGGAUCUUUUCGAUCUCCUUCUUGCCGCGGAACCCUCUUGCCGCGGAUCCGCAUCGCGCCUUCAGAGGUCCGCCGUCCAUCAGUCGCCAAGAUCUUCUUCUCGCCGCGGAGCGGUGUACGCUGCCUACGUCUCCUUCACGCGCGGGACUUCAUCGGUGUCGUCAUCGAUCGUCGCUCUGGAUCCCGUCGCUCUCCUUCUCGCCGUGGAUCCUUCUAGCCGCGGAUACGUAUCGCCCCUUCGGAGGUCCGUCGUCGCUUACUCGCGGAGUUCUUCAUCGGACCGCGGAGAAGUGUCUGCAUGGUUCAUAUCCUUCUCGCGUUCGCGUCGACGUGGACGUACUGUGCGUGGCGAGGGCGAGGACGAAUUGCUCCCCAGGGCGGCAAAGGCGCUUGUUCGUCGUGGACGCGAAGAAAGGCGUAGCCACAAACGGUCAUUGACGGAGGCGGGAGCCAACGAGGAAGAAGAUGACGACGUGUUUACGACGGAGGAGGAAGCAGCAGAGGAGAACGUGACGGCAACUCGGGGAAGCACUCUUCAACGGUCAGGUGAUCAGAGCGGUGCGAGAAGAUUAGCGACGCCCCCUCCGGAGGCACAACAAGUUCGUGCGCACAACACCCAGAAGGCGAAGGAGGUUGUCGUCGAUGUCGGCGGCGAGGACGACGAGCCGUUGGAGAGCCGUAGACAACGCAAUGUGACACAAGCCGCGGGGUCAUCAGGCAAUGUUGGUGUCGUGGCGAGGGCGAGAGAAGAGGUCCCAGUUGUGGAGCGGGAGGCGACGCGCAUCGACAACAAGGGUGAAAGGGAGGAUGAAGACCCCCUUCUAAGCCGGGUCCGGAGGGGAGGAUUGGCGAGAGAUGUGGCCGACCGUGCCCGCCUGUGGGUCGAUGACAAAGCAUUCUGGACGACGGGGGAGGGGCGAAGGCUGUACAACAUCGUCCACGAAACGCGGGAGUACUUUGUCACCAUCGCCAGCGGAAUGCAAACGCCCCCCUUGCCCAGGAGCGUCGUCAUGCCGAAAUCGUCGACGACCGUCACAAGGAUUGCGGAUCCCGCACAACUGCAGCGGGCGAUCGCCCGCGCGACGACAGCGGAGAAUAUCGCUCUGCGCGUCUUGCAUAGAUGGGUCUUCAAGUCUGAGAACCGUCCCCGAGGAUUCAAUGUCGCUUUCCAGUAUGCGUUGGAGUCGGUGGCGACGGACAUUGCGCGCAUCAUGUGGAACGGCGAGGAGUGGAGUAACGUCGUUAGCGCGCCCGUUUGCACGCACACAAUCGACCUGAACAUGGACAUGCCUUUGUGGUUCGCGGGCACAAACAUCGAAGACAGGCCGGAAGACGACGACAUGGCGGCGCACCAGGAGUCAACCGUGCGUUUCGCUCCGCGGUGCAAAUUGGUGGCAUCGUCGACGGUGGUUUCAUCUCGCACAAGCGUCUGUCUAGAAUAGCGGAUUGCUUCAGAUUGAUGUUGGCUGCUUGCAUGUGGUUGAUGCGCAUGGCGGGAGAUGAUGCGCGUAGCCACUACG
Molecule: messenger RNA, 3410 nt
Organism: Chara braunii
Lineage: Eukaryota; Viridiplantae; Streptophyta; Charophyceae; Charales; Characeae
Source: the annotation of a GenBank genome assembly